AUGGCCAUGGCUGGCAUCUCCAGCCCACCUCUGACGUCACAGGAGGUUCAACGGCUUUCUCAGCGCCUCCAAGAGUCCGAGAUGUUCUCUGCCCACGACGAUGGGUUGCCAAAGUUCGCCUUGGAAGAGGUGGCGGUGGGCAACAUGAUCGCUCAAGGCGGUUUCUCCUCAGUGCAUCACGCAACUUGGAUGUGCACACCAUGUGCUUUGAAGAAAAUCUUCGAUCCAGUUCUCACAGAGGAGCUCAAAGCCGAGUUUGAGAACGAGGUUCAGAUGCUGAGGCGAUUGCGACACCCCAAUGUCGUGACACUGAUGGCAGUCUGCAGGACACCUCCGGCGCUGAGCAUCCUUACCGAGUUUGUUUUCGGAGGCUCUUUGUUUGAGAUCCUUCAUGGCACGGCGCCCAGGCCUCGAGGUUCCCUCGAGGCCGACCCAGCAACUCUGUUGCCUGUCGUGCGCCAGGCUGGAGUUGCACUCGCCUACCUGCAUGCUAUGAUGGUUGUCCACAGGGACAUAAAGUCUCAGAACGUGCUGCUGACCGAAGGCAACAGGCCCAUAGCCAAGCUUUGCGACUUCGGGCUGGCACGGAUGCGCUCGGAGCUCUGCACUGGGUCAAUGCAAUGGGCUGGCACUGCUCCGUACAUGGCACCGGAGCUCUUUGCGAAGCGUAAGUAUGACGAGACUGUCGAUGUUUUCGCUUUUGGGACCAUGGUCUGGGAGGUUGCGGCUGCUGAAAUUCCGCAUGCCAACCUUGAUGCGCCUGACAUCGCGCACCGCGUGCAGACCAAGGAGUUUGCUGGCCUCGGCGUCCCGCACAGCUGGCCAAAGUCUUUGAAGAAUUUGCUGCGGUCUGCGCUGUCCGCCCAGCCGGAUCAGCGUCCUGCGAUGACACACAUCGUCACAGAGCUCGAGACAGUAAUCCGGGAGUUUGCGAUCUCUUGA
Messenger RNA from Symbiodinium sp. CCMP2456, 942 nucleotides. The record is from the annotation of a GenBank genome assembly. Lineage: Eukaryota; Dinophyceae; Suessiales; Symbiodiniaceae.